AUGGUUUUAACUCCACCCAACUCUGAAUCUGCCUCUGAAGAGGUCAGCCUGUUUGCAGAUGGACAAGAAUGUGCGUCAAGCACAGAUACCCGGGUUUCAGGGGGCUCGCCAUCCUCGUGCUGUCGCUCCCCUCGGGGCCCCGGGGCCCCAGGGAAGAAGCUGCUGCAGGCCCUGCAGCACCAAACAGAUGGUUUGGAAGCUGAAGAGACAGACAAGCACGACAGCGAACAACCCACUCACGCAGAAGCUGCAGUGCCGGCAGAAGUAGUCAUUUCCCAGGCUGGGGCUGCGUGCUGCUGCUGUCACCCAGAAAGACACCGCUGCGGGCAGCACGGAGGGGGCUGUUCUGCCCCCCGGCACGAACCGAGUGCCGAGAGGAUAAGCAGCAGCGGCAGCCGGUGCUGCUGCCGCACCCACAAGUGCAGCAGCUGGCGUUCAUCAUGUUCAGCUGUUCAAAGGGAACAUCAUUCCCCUCCGCAUUUCGGAAAAUGGCAGAAGAUUCUGUGGAAAAAACAGCCGCACCCCGACUGCUAUGUGGACGAGACGUUCUUGAACACCCUCAUGAGAAACGCGAAUCUGACGCGUUAUAUGUAUUCGGAUUUGUGCAAAUCAACGGUUGUUCUGACGCAACAUCUGAGCUGCAUUUUAAUUUUCUUGCUGGUUUACCGCAUGAUCGUCAAAAGGUCCCUUGCGGCCUCCACUUUAGUCGUCUUCGACGUCGUAUCACUACCCCUGGGCUACGCGCUCCGCUGGUCGCUUCAGCCUGCGCCGCGAGCUGCACGCCAAGUUUUGCAAAGCGCGAUCAUUGUGUUUGGCGUCCUGAGGAUCCUCGCGCCGGUGCUGCAGACCUUGACGCAAUCCUUCAGCGACGACACAGUAAUUAGCUUGACGUCGAUUUGCCUGUUGAUUCACAUCCCCCUCAAUGACUACUCCUACGUCUACCGGAACCCUGAGACCAUAGAUGAGCCUUUGGGGCGCCUCAUGAGUUUGAACGUGGCGCUCUUUGCAAAUGUUUUACUGGCUUCUCGGCUCAGCACAUCGACUGAAGUCUUUGCCUUCCUCUUUUUUGGUAUUGAGUAA
This is a messenger RNA of Eimeria mitis, 1080 nucleotides long. RefSeq names its product phosphatidylinositol N-acetylglucosaminyltransferase subunit, putative. Gene Ontology annotation, cellular component: membrane; glycosylphosphatidylinositol-N-acetylglucosaminyltransferase (GPI-GnT) complex. NCBI's taxonomy places the organism in Eukaryota, Apicomplexa, Conoidasida, Eucoccidiorida, Eimeriidae. The record is from RefSeq and is a predicted model, not a curated record. Gene Ontology annotation, biological process: GPI anchor biosynthetic process.